AUGUUGCGCUGUCGCCGGGCUAGCGCUGCCCUGCGAUGCGUACGCUCCUUCUAUUCCACUCCUCUUCGACGGCGGGAACUCUUCAAUCCGAGCGAUGUCGAGCGAGCAACGGACGAAGUCGAUGUCUGUAUCGUCGGCGCUGGUCCUGCAGGCCUCAGUGCUGCUAUCCGUCUUAAGCAGCUUGAGCAGCAAAAUGGCCGCGAAAUACGCGUCGUCGUCUUAGAAAAGGGCGCUGAAGUCGGCUCACAUAUCCUCUCCGGCGCCGUCAUCGAACCACGAGCCCUGAACGAGUUACUUCCGGAAUGGAAGGAUCGCUCCGACCACCCCCUCACGCAGCCAACGCAGCACACCUCCAUGCGCUUCUUCACUAAAUCCAUGUCCAUCCGGAUCCCGCAACCACCGCAGAUGGCGAAGACGGGAACUUACAUUGUAUCGCUCUCCCGUUUCACCGCCUGGCUGGGCGCGAUUGCUGAAGAGCUCGGCGUCGAGGUCUACCCCGGGUUUGCAGGCGCGGGACUCGUGUACAGCGAGGACGGGCGCCGCGUGCUUGGCGUGCGCACGAAUGAAGUCGGGCUCGACCGCGCAGGACGAAUGAAAGAGACGUUUGAGCCGGGUAUGGAGUUCCGUGCGCGCACAACGCUCCUCGCGGAGGGUGCACACGGUUCGCUCUCCAAAGAGGCAAUCCGUCGCUUCCGCCUACGCGAGGGCCGCGAUCCACAAACGUAUGGGAUCGGCUUGAAGGAAGUUUGGCGCGUCGACCCAUCCAAAUACCGCCCUGGACAAGUCGUACACACGAUGGGGUGGCCCAUCGACUGGAAAACGUACGGCGGAGGCUGGGUGUACCAUAUGGCUGAUGGCCUUGUCAGCUUGGGACUCGUUGUCGGGUUGGACUACGCGAAUCCUUAUUUGAGCCCAUACAGAGAGUUGCAGCGUAUGAAGCACCAUCCAUACUUUACUGACCUUCUUUCUGGCGACUCGACACGCAUCGCGUACGGCGCGCGCACGCUGAACGAAGGCGGGCUGCAGUCCAUCCCAAAAUUGCAUUUUCCUGGCGGCGCCCUGAUCGGCUGCUCCGCGGGCUUCGUCAACGUUGCGAAGAUCAAGGGCACACACAACGCGAUGAAGAGCGGCAUGCUUGCCGCUGAAGCCGCCUUCAAUGCGAUCACCGCGCAGGAUUCCGACGCGUCCGCCUCGGAGGGCGAGAACGCGACCGUAGAUAUGAGCAAGUACGAAGAGUCACUGCGCGAGAGCUGGGUAUGGUCCGACCUGUACGAAGUGCGUAACGUGCGGCCAUCGUUCAACACGCCGCUGCGGAUGUGGGGUGGCAUUGCGUAUUCGGGGGUGGACACGCUGCUGCUCAAGGGCCGCACACCAUGGACGUUCCGCAACACGACCGGCAAGAGUGAUGCGGCGCAUACGCAGCGUGCCGCGUCGUGCAAGCCGAUCGAGUAUCCGCCGUUCCAGCCGCCGCUGUCGACGGAUUUACUUACAAGCCUUGCGCUCACCGGCACGAACCACGCCGAGGACCAGCCCGUGCACCUGCGUGUGCGGCAGUACACGCCCGCCGCAAGCUCUGUCGGCGCCGAGGGUGCAAAGGUGGGCGCGGCAGAGACGGAGACGUGGGAGGAGGACGGCGCGGUGCGCAGACACCAUGUCCAGGCGAACGUCGGCGAGUUUGCCGAAUUACUGGGCCGGGCAUGUCCAGCGCAGGUGUACGAAUACGUGGACGACGAGGGUGGCACGAAAGCGUCCGAGGAGGCUGAAGGUGAGGGGAAGAACGUAGAGGCUGAGGGAUGGGGUGGUAAGAAGCUCGUGAUCAACUCUCAAAAUUGCAUUCACUGCAAGCUGUGCGACAUCAAGGUGCCGACACAGGACAUCACCUGGACAGUGCCUGAGGGCGGCGGGGGACCGAAGUACACCAUCACAUGA
Messenger RNA from Sparassis crispa, 1929 nucleotides. RefSeq names its product Probable electron transfer flavoprotein-ubiquinone oxidoreductase. Gene Ontology annotation, molecular function: iron-sulfur cluster binding; electron-transferring-flavoprotein dehydrogenase activity. Gene Ontology annotation, cellular component: mitochondrial inner membrane. The transcript is spliced from 5 exons. Bases 1 to 1929 code for a protein of 642 amino acids. Lineage: Eukaryota; Fungi; Basidiomycota; Agaricomycetes; Polyporales; Sparassidaceae. Gene Ontology annotation, biological process: electron transport chain. The record is from RefSeq and is a predicted model, not a curated record.